This is a messenger RNA of Amyelois transitella, 2112 nucleotides long. Its product is annotated as glutamate receptor ionotropic, delta-1. The transcript is spliced from 12 exons. Gene Ontology annotation, cellular component: membrane. Lineage: Eukaryota; Metazoa; Arthropoda; Insecta; Lepidoptera; Pyralidae. Gene Ontology annotation, molecular function: ligand-gated monoatomic ion channel activity. The record is from RefSeq and is a predicted model, not a curated record. Bases 201 to 2045 code for a protein of 614 amino acids.
UCGAGCAAGUAAACGCGAAUUUGUAUGUGAUCAUAUCAGCGCCAUCUAUUGGUAACGUGAUGGCACUAAUGCAAUGCCAUACAAAUUCGCGUUUACUACAUACGAAUCACAACUACCUCCCUAUAGUUGUGAUUCGUAAGUAGUAAAAGGAUUUUUUUACAAUAAUUUAUUUAUAACAUUUUACAUUACAGAGUUAAAAAAUGGGUAUUUUCGCAAUUUUUCUCUUAAUUUCGUGUCCACUACAUUCCGUAUUGGGAAGAGAUAUGACAACGAUAGAUUUCGUGAAUAAAUACGUUGAGAAUGAGCAAUCACCGACCUAUUUGAUCUACUGUAACAUUUGCUGGAAUACAGACCUUAAAGUGGAACUGGCGAAGAAGCUCUCCAGCUCUGGCUUCCGAUGUUCCUCAUCAUUCGAGACAGAGUUCAAGUAUUACGAUCAUAACACUCUCUUCCUUCUCGACGCUGAAUGUCCCGACUUUGAGGAAUUCGUUGAAACGGCUAUCUCGCGAAAGCUGUUCACUUUUUCAUAUCGUUGGCUAAUACUUGAUGAUAACCAAAACGCACUAAUAAUUGGCAGUCCAAUCUACUCAGACAGUGACGUGGUGGUGGCAGAAAGAACAGAAUAUGGAUUUAAGAUGACAGAAAUUCACAAACCAUCAAACACAUCAUCAAUGUUCUUCACACCAAGAGGUCAUUACAAUGCCAGUACAGCUGAGCUAACAGAUACCAGAGAACACAGAUCCCUGUUCAGAAGGCGGCGGAACGUAAUGAGAGCUCCGAUCACGAUGGCCAAUGUUAUUCAGGACAGCAAUUCUACGCAGUAUUAUCUACCUAGGGAGGAACGAUUGGAACUCCAAUACGACGUUGUAGCCAAGGUGUGCUGGGUUAAUGUGAAGAUAGCGUUUGAGAUGCUCAACGCGACUCCUCAGUACAUAUUCAGCCAUCGCUGGGGAUACAAACAAAAUGGCCAGUGGUCAGGCAUGGUCAAUGAUCUACAUAAUGGAAACGCUGAUUUGGGUACGAACUGUUUGGUCUCCGACCCAGAGCGUCUAUCAGUGGUGACUUACACCGACACACUGGCGUCAUUCCGCGUGCGUUUCAUCUUCCGCCAACCCCCACUCUCCUACGUGUCCAAUAUCUUCUCCCUCCCCUUCUCUUCCAAUGUGUGGGUAGCUAUAGCCGCGUGCGCAGCUGUGGCGACGGUGGCGUUUUAUUUGACUAGCAAAUGGGAGGCUAGGAAUGGGACCAGCCCAACACAACUUGAUGGCAGUAUCGGAGACGCUCUACUCCUGACCAUGAGCGCUGUGAGCCAGCAGGGAUGUGUUCUGGAGCCAAGAAGAGUUUCAGGUCGCAUAAUGCUUUGGAUUUUCUUCACUGCUUUGAUGGCGCUUUACGCGGCUUACGCGGCCAACAUCGUGGUGCUUCUCCAGGCGCCUUCGAAGUCCAUCAGGAACCUGGCACAGCUGGCCAACUCCAAGAUUACGUUGGCUGCGAACGACGUGGAUUAUAACCAUUUUGUUUUCAGCCUAUAUCCGGAUCCGGUACGCGUGACGAUAUACAAGCGAGUGGACCCAGACAAAGGGAGGGGACAAUUCUACGACAUUAUCGAGGGAGCGGAGAAAAUACGACAAGGCCUCUUUGCCUUCCACUCGAUUGUGGAACCAGUAUACCGUCGCAUCGAGAAGACAUUCCUGGAAUCUGAGAAGUGUGACCUGGUGGAAGUGGAUUACCUGAACGCCUUCGAACCUUUGGUGCCGGUGAAAAAAGACUCGCCGUAUCUGGAGCUCCUCAGAGUUGUUUUUAAACAAAUCCGUGAAACCGGCGUCCAGUCGGCAGUGAACCGCCGUUUCCAGAUCCCCAAGCCCCGCUGCAGCGGUCAGCAGGCCGCGUUCAGCAGCGUGGGCCUGCUGGACCUGAGACCUGUGUGUUUGUUGAUGGUCCACGGAACUUUACUGUCAGUGGCCAUUCUAUUUAUGGAGGUCAUUUGUUGUAAAUUGUUGAGGAGUAAAACAAUGAAGCAGUUGCAACAUAAGUACAAAUUGUAAAGACAAGAAUACUUCUUUAAUUAUUAAGGUAUUUAUACAAUUUCUGUACGAGAUAAUACAAUUAUAA